GGGUAGCGAUUGAUUGCGAACAAAAACCGCAUGGAGCUAGGUGUGCAUGUGAUAAAGAUAAAAUUUAUUUAAAGUUAUUGUUUUACUAAUAUAUGUGAUGUAAGAACCGAUAUUUAUCACUUUAUGUUUUUUACAUAUAAUCGUAAUUUUAUUAUCCCAAACAUUAUCGACAAGACAUUGCAGUCAUCAACAUGAUUCUCUGCAGCACAUGCACUCACCAUUGGUUCCGAGGGUUUCAACUACUACGAUGUCUAAAUCGUUUACACCUACUACAAAUUCAGCAGUUAAGCUCAUACAGCACAACUUCUGCUCAACAGGGAGUGAAGGCGGGAAUAACCCCUGCUAUAGUGCAGAAGAUACAUCCUAAAGGAAUAUCAAGUUAUGAGAAUCUCACUUCUUCAGGAAGGUGUUCGGCACCAUUAACAGCUCCCUUUCAUCAUGUCCUAUGUUUAGGAUCCAGAACAAUGAAUACCUUAAAUCUUUGUCAGAAUCUAGUCCGCUGGCCACAAUAUUAUGGUUGCUGCCGGAGUUAUGUAUCAUCAGCCUAUAAAGAUGAUUCAGAGGUUGUGAACUUAAGAAAGAAGUGUCGGAGUCUUAGGCAACAGAACUGCAAGUACAUUUUAAAGACUGAGUUUGCUAGAACUAUGAGGGAGAAAAUUUGGCCAGGAGACUCUCUAAAACAUGACAACUCCCAAAUAUUGGAAAUCAAUGCAGGGGCUGGUGUAUUAACAAGGCAUCUGUUAGAAGGUGGAGUCAAUAAUCUGAUUGCAAUAGAGAAGGAACCCGAACUGUACCCGGUACUAAAUCAACUAGAAGCCGAGGAGGGCAAAGGUUAUCAGGUUGUCACAGGUGACAGCUUCACAGUACUACGCACGCUGAAAUCUUUCAAGGAUGCGAAUACUGACCUGUCAACUAUUUUUGAACAAAAAUUGGGUUUUAAAAACUGGCAUAGAGAGCCUGUUAUCAAGGUCAUCGGAAGCAUAGCGUUGAAGACUGAGAGGACAAAUUUAUACAUAAUUUCAAGCUUAGUGUUGCAGAAGCUUGGAGUAUUCAAAUUUGGACCGGCAGAAUUCAACAUUUUGAUGUUUCAAAAGACUCUUGAGACAUUAACCCAGGGUCCAACAAGCAAUAUGUCAAAAUAUCAGGCAAUUUCUGUUUUGAUGCAAAUAGGUUUCAACAUAGAAUGUCUACACACAGUUGGCCAAUCAUCAAUAGUAUUACAAGAAAAGUUCACUAAGGUUGACAAUAUUUGCCUAGUAAAGCUGACACCAAGAAUGGAGCUGAUCACCGAGAACGGCCUAAGUGCCGAGGAAGCUUCUCUUUUCAUAUAUUUUGUACGCAAUUUGAUGACAAAGCGAAAACAGAAUCUGUUGCAGAUUCUAGAAGUCUGGGCCCCGGGAAGUGGGUACGUACUUAUUGAUCUUGGCUACAACAAACACACAAGAACCGGUGACGUGAAAGCAAUGGACUACUUAAGGAUGUUCACGCAUAUUUUACACCUGGACUCUUUCAACGGUCACUGGAUCGGUGAAGAGAUCAUGGACCACUCGGCACUUACCGACGACAUCGAGAAUAGCCUCUUGCAAGAUAUGUAUUGAAUUGAACCACUGAAUACAGAUUGGAGGAAAAUACUGCACGAGGAAAAGAAUUAUAAAAUGACGGUGAUCUGGAAAUAGAACUAAUGCAUGUCUUGAACACAUGUUUUCUAACGUAUGCACAUUUGUAAUUGAAACAAUGUAAAAACAACUUAAAUUGUUAAUGUUAUGAAGUAAUAUAUCCAGCUUUUAGAAAAUAUGGAAAAUCUAUGGAAUUGGAAAGAGUUAGAACCAGGACAUUAGCAUUUGAAGAUAGGCACCUAAACAAGCAAACCAUUUCAAAGUACAGAGAUUCCGAGCGAUUUACCUGUUCGUUUGUCAUAAACUUUGUUGUUACAGCAACCGUGUGUUUCAGGGUUGUACCAAUGUAAACCGCAGCACAUGUCUGGUGAAGAUACCGGCCUCCUUAAUUCAUUACAGCACUUAAAGGCAUGUGUACUGAGAUACUCUUGGCCACCUAAAAUCAAUAAAUACAUCAAUUAUUAUUCAAUUAAUUCAUUAUUUUAUAUAUAAAUUUAGUUUAAUGUAACAAUGAAUUACUAAAAUAAUGGUUUAAUAGUAUAUAAAAGUACAGUAAAAAAAUGUUGGGAAUUGGUAUGUUGAAUAUGAUGUCCAUAUAAGGGCAAAAGACAUAUUUGUCAGUAAGUGUCUCAUAAAUAAGACCUAUUAUAUAAAUAAUACUGGUUUCGUAUUCUUUGAAUACAUCCUUAAAACGUUCACAAUCAUUUUUCGAUUUUUGUAUAGAACGUGUGUAAAUCACUAAGUUUUGAGGCUAUCAUAAAGAUAAGAUUUAGUCUGUUUUAAUUUUUAAAUGAAUAAUAAUAUUUUCCUGCCAUUUGAUUAAUGAUCUAAAUUUUAAAAGAUAAGAUUUAUAUAAUGUAUAGUUUCUAUAAUUCAGUGAAUAUUGUAGUUUCUGUAGUACUGUACAAUUAUAUCUUGUAGAGUGAACUGAGUGAAUAAAAGAUUAUGUUCUAACAGCAAGGUGUAAGUA
Anneissia japonica is the source of this 2586-nucleotide messenger RNA. Its product is annotated as dimethyladenosine transferase 2, mitochondrial-like. Gene Ontology annotation, cellular component: mitochondrial matrix. Lineage: Eukaryota; Metazoa; Echinodermata; Crinoidea; Comatulida; Comatulidae. The coding region runs from base 192 to 1598 and encodes 468 amino acids. Gene Ontology annotation, biological process: transcription initiation at mitochondrial promoter; rRNA methylation. The record is from RefSeq and is a predicted model, not a curated record. The transcript has 9 exons. Gene Ontology annotation, molecular function: mitochondrial transcription factor activity; rRNA (adenine-N6,N6-)-dimethyltransferase activity.